AUGUCGGGAUCUGGGCUGCCUGGGCGAACCGGUGCCCGGAAGAUCACACUGACGCCACUCACCGACCCCGACGCCUUCACACGAGGUUGGGCCAAGCACCCGGUGGCGCGCACGGGACCGCGAUUCACCAUCGGCCGGGCCGCUCUUUCGACGAACGGCAGUGGUGACCGGAAGACCUGGAUGGAUGCCGCCAUCAAGGAGAAGGUUUGGAUCCCCGGUCCGGGAGCGCACGCUACGGAGCGCAGCUUCUACAACUCGGAUAAUCACGAGAUGGAUGCGAAGAGGUGUGUGGAGGACGCCAGACCGGACUACUCCUUCAGCAGAGCGACGUGGGAGCCAGCUUUGACACAGGCCGAGGUCAAGCCAAAGAGGAACUCCUUCCGCUAUCCGAAGUUCGAUCCAUGGUUCACUCCAGGUCCAGGAGCUCACACCCAGUUUACCGUGUUCGAUAGCAGCGUCGGCAGCAGCAAUGCACGGUCGGGCUAG
This is a messenger RNA of Symbiodinium sp. CCMP2592, 486 nucleotides long. The record is from the annotation of a GenBank genome assembly. Lineage: Eukaryota; Dinophyceae; Suessiales; Symbiodiniaceae.